AUGGGGAAACGAAGGGUCGCCGCCCUCGAGAAGAUCGACGCCGACUUUGCGAGUUUGCAGUACAAGAUUCGACGAGACCCCAAAUCGUACAAGGAUGAUUUCUUGAAGCAAUGGGAGCAGUAUGAGUCCCAGCGUGAGAUCUUUCUCAUGUCCCCCACCGCGGCGACGGCAGACUCGGUAGAGGCCUUCCACAACAUGAUUGACCUCAUCGCCCACGUCGCCGACUGCUACCCCGAAGAGACAACAACGUUUCCCGACGAUCUCAAGACAAUUCUGACGCAGCAUCAUGCUGUGAUACACCCGGAGCUGAGAGAAAAAGUGGUUGGGAGCCUGAUCCUGCUUCGACGCAAAGAUGUCAUCGAUUCCGCCACCGUCCUCACCACGCUCUUCCCCAUUCUGGUCUCUUCACCAAGCAAGACGCUGCGCGAGAUGCUUUUCACCAAGAUUCUCAACGACUUGCGGAACUCAAACUCAAAGGCCAUCAAUCAUCCCCUCAACCGAACUGUUCAAACCGUCCUAUACAACCUCAUCACGGCCGAUAGGGCAUCGCCUCGCGCCAUUUGGGCCAUCAAGCUGACCCGCGAGCUGUGGAAGCGGCAGAUAUGGACGGAUGCGAGACCCGUCGAUGUCAUGAAGGAGGCUUGCCUUGCCGAAAAUGAAAAGGUCAUCGUCGGAGCCGUACGCUUCUUUCUCGGCGGCGACAAGGAGCGAGAGGAGCUCGAGGACGAAAGCAGCGACGAGGAAGUAGAUCUUAGCAAGGUUCGACACCAGAUUGGAAUCAACAAGAAGAGCAAGAAGCAGAAGAAGGCGUACGAAAAGGCGGUCAACAAGGUCAAGCAGCAUGACCGCAAGAAGCAGCAGCCUCACCCCCUCAACUUUUCCGCCCUGCACUUGCUUCACGACCCGCAAGAUUUCGCCGAGAAGCUCUUCACCAAGCAUCUGCAGAACACCAAGACGAAACUAUCGCUCGACACCAAAACCCUCGUCGUUCAGCUCGUCACGAGGCUCGUUGGCCUGCACAAGCUCACCAUUGUUCCGCUAUAUUCUUGGUUCAUCAAGUUCCUCACCCCGCGCCAGCAGUCCGUCACGUCCUUUCUGGCGUCGCUGGCGCAAGGGACCCACAACCUCGUGCCUCCCGACGUGCUGGAGCCGUUGAUCCAAAAGAUUGCCAACGAGUUUGUCUCGGAAGCAUCCGCGUCCGAAGUUGCCGCUGCUGGUCUCAACGCCAUUCGCGAGAUUUGCGCGAGGCAACCGCUUGCCAUGUCCGACACCUUGCUGCAGGAUCUGGUUCAGUACAGAAAGAGCAAGGACAAAGGCGUCAUGAUGGCCGCCAAGGGGCUGCUAUCGUUGUACAGGGAAGUUGGCGCCGAACUUCUCAAGAAGCGGGAUCGAGGCAAGGACGCUUCCAUUGGCCUGCGAUCCGGUCUGCAGCAUCAGACCAAGUUUGGCGAGGAAGAGGCUGGAGGAAUAGAGGGCCUGGAACUGCUCGCCAAGUGGAAGGAAGAUGAGAAAAAACGGAAACGCGUUGAGAAGGGUUUGCCAGAGGAAGCGGGUAGUGGUGAAGAGGACAAGGAUGACGACGAUGGGUCCGAUUCUGACGGCUGGGAGGUCGGCUCCGACGACAGCAGCAUCUCUGGUGAUUGGAUCAACGUCAGCGAUUCGGAGGAUGAGCCGGCCCCCAAGAAGCUGAAGAAGGGCGAGGAGGCGGCCGGGAAGGCGGAUGAUGACAUCGACGGCGAAGCCCAGGCAGCCGAGCUGGAACGCAUGUCCAAGUUGGCGACGACGACGAUUCUCACGCCGGCCGACCUCGCCAAGCUGCAAGAGCUUCGCGCGAGUGCCGCCGUGGAUAAGGCUAUGAAUGGGCAACGUCGCAAGCGGCAGCAUCAGGACGAGAACAGACACACGGACGACGGUCUCACGGCAGAGAAUAUCGAGGCGCCCGCCCGGCUGCGGAAGCUGACCAAGGAGGAAAAGGUAGCCCUAGCCAAGGAGGGCAAGCCGGACCGCGAGGAACACAAGAGCACACAGGCUAUCCGCAAGUCGAAGCUGCAGGCGUCGGGCAAGAGCACGAGCAACAGGGAGAAGCAGCGCAACAAGAACUUUAUGAUGACGCUUGGAAAAGCCAAGAGCAAGCAGAAGAGAAGCCUGGUGGAGACGAGGAAAGUUCUCCGGGGCCAUGUGGACAGGAGUUCGCGCGGUGGACGACGUGGAAAUUGGGGUUAA
Messenger RNA from Drechmeria coniospora, 2223 nucleotides. Its product is annotated as SDA1 domain protein. The transcript has 3 exons. Gene Ontology annotation, biological process: ribosomal large subunit export from nucleus; ribosomal large subunit biogenesis. The coding region runs from base 1 to 2223 and encodes 740 amino acids. The record is from RefSeq and is a predicted model, not a curated record. NCBI's taxonomy places the organism in Eukaryota, Fungi, Ascomycota, Sordariomycetes, Hypocreales, Ophiocordycipitaceae. Gene Ontology annotation, cellular component: nucleolus.